Messenger RNA from Besnoitia besnoiti, 3090 nucleotides. Its product is annotated as ATPase, AAA family protein. Gene Ontology annotation, cellular component: cytoplasm. Lineage: Eukaryota; Apicomplexa; Conoidasida; Eucoccidiorida; Sarcocystidae. Gene Ontology annotation, molecular function: ATP hydrolysis activity; ATP binding. The record is from RefSeq and is a predicted model, not a curated record. The coding region runs from base 1 to 3090 and encodes 1029 amino acids. The transcript is spliced from 18 exons. Gene Ontology annotation, biological process: cellular response to heat.
AUGCGGCGGGCGCGGCGGAUCUCUUCAGCCACGCCUCUUGCCCAAGAGAAGUGCGCGAGCGCUCCCUGCCCGCCGCGUAUUCCAGGGCCUCCAGCCGAAACAAAAAACGCUGAUGUUCGCUAUGUCUCCUCUUCCGGCUGCGCGGCGCCUCGCGCGCUUCGCACUCCCCGCCCCUCGCCGUCCUCGCGUCGCCUCUCUCCGUGGCGCGCCACUCUGUUUGCCGCUCUCGCGCUGCUGACUCUUGUUCUGCUGACUCACCAUUUGCGGCAGCCAGUCCUCGCGAAAGACCCGCCUUCUUCUGGAUCAGGCAAAGGCUCCUCCUCGGGGGCAAACUCGGGAAAGGAUGGAGGCGGCGGCGACAACCGAGACGGACCCGGUGACCUCGUCCCUCCCGCGCCCCUCGGCCGCUACAAGCCGACUCCCACGCGAGCGAACUUCACUGACCUCGCAAGCGAUAUGCUGGACUGCGUCGAGCAGCUCGCGUGGACGCUUCAACACCCUGAGCUCUCUCGCGUCCACCUGCUGGCGUGUCUUCUCGACAUGCCCGGCGACAACACUGUGCCGAAGGCACUGGAGAAGGCCGGAGGCGACUCAGAGGAGCUGCGCACGGGUAUCCAUAACGUCCUGAUUCGGAUGCCGCAGAGUGUGGUCGCCCUGUCGUUUGGAGAGGCGCAUGCUCGCCCUGAGCUGCGGCAGGUUGUCCUCGACGCGUUUGCAAAUGCGGAGUCGCAGGGCAUGUCUGUCGUCGGCCUCCACAACCUCGUGAACGCACUGGCGGAGUGCGAUCGCUUCCGGAGCCGUCUCACCGGCGUUGGCACGGACGUAGAGCAGUUCCUCAAAUUGAUUAACGACGCAUACAUCGGUCAGUCGAAAGUCGAGCAAAAGGAAGCCGCAGGGGGCUCGCCCGGCAAGGAGUGGAUGAAAAGCUUUGGCGUCGACCUCACGGAGCUUGCUCGCGAAGGAAAGCUGGGCGCGGUCACCGGGAGAGAGGAGGAAAUCGAACAAAUCACCUCGGUCCUUAGUCGCAUGAGCAAGGCGAACUGCCUGCUUCUCGGUGACCCCGGAGUGGGGAAGACAGCAGUUGUCGAGGGUCUGGCGCGACGCAUUGCUGACGACGAAGUGCCCGAUGCGCUCUUGGGCGUCACAGUCUUCUCGUUGGAUGUCGGGUCCCUGCUCUCCGGUUCGUCCAUGCGAGGCGAGUUUGAGAAGCGGAUGAAGGGCAUUCUUGACCACCUCCUGGCGACGGAGAGGUCUACGAUUCUGUUCAUCGAUGAGAUCCACACGCUGAUGGGAGCAGGAAAGGCCGACGGCCCCAUGGACGCUGCGAACCUGCUGAAGCCUGCGCUCGCCAGAGGCGCUCUGAGAGUCAUCGGCGCGACGACGCGUGCGGAAUACCGUAAGUACAUCGAGAAGGACAUGGCGUUCGCGCGACGCUUCGUCACAGUCGAGAUGAAGGAGCCAGACGUGGCGAAGACAAUCACCAUGCUGAAGGGCAUUCGCCGCAACCUCGAGGCUCACCACAAAAUGAAAAUCACCGACGAGGCCCUGUUGGCUGCGGCGACCUUGUCAGAUCGCUACAUCAAGAAUCGCCAGCUCCCUGACAAAGCGAUGGACUUGGUUGACGACGCAUGCGCCAUCAAGAAAGUCAAGGCUCUGAGGCGCCUGGCGCUGAGCGCCUCCGACGCAUCUUCGCAGAGCUUCGAAAAACGCGAUUCAAGCGAGAACCCGGUCCCCUCGUAUGGAGCCCUGCGGCAAGGACAGAAUAGCGAACUGCCUGAGCUGGAGAGGCAGGUGAGCGGCCUUGUCAACCCCGACGACAUGAUCCUGACCGACGCCGACGUCGCAGACGUGGUCAGCAUGCGCACGGGCAUUCCUGUGAGCAAGUUGACGGAGACCGAUCGCCAACGCAUUUUGAAUCUUCCGGCGAGCUUGCAAGCGCAAGUCAUCGGACAAGAGGAAGCGGUCGAGGCGGUGGCGAAUGCCAUUUUUCGCUCGCGUGCGGGUCUGGCUCGCCGCAACGCGCCCAUCGGCACCUUCCUUUUCCUCGGAUCCACGGGUGUCGGCAAAACUGAGCUGGCGAAAGCCCUGACGAUGGCUAUCUUCCACGACGAGAAGAGUCUCAUUCGGCUGGACAUGUCUGAACACUCGGAAGCCCACACAGUCGCGCGGCUGGUCGGCAGCCCUCCGGGCUACGUGUCCCACGACGAUGGCGGGCAGCUGACGGAGGCCGUUCGCCAGCGGCCGCACAGUGUCGUUCUGUUUGAUGAAAUCGAGAAUGCCCACCCCAACGUCUUUGCGUACCUUCUCCAGCUGCUUGACGAAGGCCGUCUGACAGACAUGCGCGGCAUCACCGUGGACUUCACCAACUGCGUCAUCAUUGCCACGUCGAACAUUGGAGCCACGCACAUCCUCGCGGCGAGCGAGAAAGCUGCAGAGGACCCCUCGGGGAAGGUCGCCAUCGGUCACUUUGACGGCGAGCGCGAGCAGCUGGAGCACUUUGCGGACGCCGCCGCCGGCGCGCAAGCCGCCGACCAGCUGCAGGCCGGCAAGGAGUCGACCAGGAGUCCCGAAAAGACCCUGACGCGACGCAAGAAUGUCAACUGGAAGACUCAGGCCCGCGCUGCCGUCCUCGCCGAGGCCGCCCGCGUCUUCAAGCCCCAGGUUCUCAACCGCAUGACCAUCAUCAUUUUCGAUCCCUUGACGCCCCAAGACAUGAAGCAGAUUCUGCGCCUGCAGGAGAAGGGCCUCGCCAGCCUGCUUUCUGAGCAGAACAUCGAGCUCAUCAUCGAUGAGGAGGCAGCCGUUUACAUCAUCGAGCGCGCUUACAGCCGCCACUUUGGCGCCAGACGCCUCAAAAGGUUUUUCGACAAGAACAUUACAGGAAGACUGGCGCCGUGGAUUCUCUCCGGCUGGCUGCGGCCCGGCAUGCGGCUUAAGAUUACGGCCUCGCGAACGCGCAAGAACAGUCUCGAGGCUCACGUUUGCGAGCUGGAUCCUCGAGGUCGGUGCUUCACAGCUUCGCGGCGGGCUCGCAUUCUAUGCACGGUGAAGAUCCCAGACAAGAGCAGAGACGCGGACGACCCUCUGUAA